Orbilia oligospora ATCC 24927 is the source of this 2781-nucleotide messenger RNA. RefSeq lists its product as uncharacterized. The transcript has 4 exons. Gene Ontology annotation, molecular function: mismatched DNA binding; ATP-dependent DNA damage sensor activity; ATP binding. NCBI's taxonomy places the organism in Eukaryota, Fungi, Ascomycota, Orbiliomycetes, Orbiliales, Orbiliaceae. Gene Ontology annotation, cellular component: nucleus; MutSalpha complex. The record is from RefSeq and is a predicted model, not a curated record. The coding region runs from base 1 to 2781 and encodes 926 amino acids. Gene Ontology annotation, biological process: mitotic recombination; mismatch repair.
AUGGCUUCACGGCCGGAACUCAAAGUCGAUGACGAAAAUGGCUUCAUCUCGACGUUUAAUAGAUUACCCGCCAAAGACAGUAACACAAUCCGAGUUUUCGAACGUUCUGAUUUCUACACCGUUCAUGGUGAAGAUGCUCAAUUCGUAGCUCAACAUGUCUACAAAACCAACUCGGUCCUAAAAUCCCUAGGAGGUGGAAAAUCCACCCUACAAUCCUGCACACUCUCCGUCACCGUUUUCCGUAAUUUCCUCCGCGAGGCUCUUUUCCAACAGGGUAAAAAGAUUGAAAUCUGGGGGUCUCAAAAGGGGAGAAAUAGCUGGGAGAUAAUCAAACAAGCCUCUCCUGGGAAUUUACAGGAUGUGGAGGAGGAUAUAGCUGGACAAUUAGAUUCGAGUCCUAUUGUUCUUGCUGUUAAAGUUUCGGCGAAGGUUGACCAGAGGGUUGUUGGGGUGGCCUUUGCGGAUGCUAGUGUUAGGGAGUUGGGGGUUAGUGAGUUUGUGGAUAAUGAUUUGUAUUCGAAUUUUGAGUCUCUAUUGAUCCAACUAGGAGUCAAAGAAUGCAUCAUCCAAACCAACGACUCCAAAAAGGACGUUGAAAAUACAAAGCUCCGCUCGAUAAUAGACCGCUGCGGCGUCGUCAUCACGGACAAGAAAUCCUCAGACUUCGCGGGGAAGGAUGUGGAACAAGAUCUUACCCGUUUACUCAAGGACGACGUUGCAGUCGGAUCUCUCCCGCAAGCCGAUCUCAAAGUCGCCAUGUGCGCCGCAUCUGCCUUGAUUAGAUAUCUUGGAUUGAUGUCGGACCAGCUGAAUUUCGGACAGUAUAGACUAUACCAGCACGAUUUGGCGGAGUACAUGAAACUCGAUGCUUCGGCGCUGAAGGCGUUAAAUUUGAUGCCUGGACCAAGAGAUGGGUCGAAGAAUAUGUCCGUCUAUGGGCUAUUGAAUAAAUGCAAGACGGCGGUGGGGACUAGAUUACUAGCACAAUGGUUAAAACAGCCGUUGAUGUCGUUGGAAGAAAUCGAGAAGCGACAUUUACUGGUUGAAGCCUUUGUAGAGGAUACGGAGUUACGACAGACUAUGCAAGAGGAGCAUUUGAGGUCUGUACCGGACCUGUACCGUCUUGCGAAGAAGUUUCAAAGGAAUAUGGCGAAUUUGGAGGAUGUGGUUAGGGCUUAUAUGCUAGUUAUUAAGCUACCUGGAUUCAUUGGAACGUUGGAAGGGGUUAUGGAUGAGAAAUAUAAGGAUCCUUUAGAUGAGGUUUACACGAGGAAGUUGAGGGAGUUUCAGGUGCAGUUGGCCAAAUUGGAGGAGAUGGUCGAGACGACGGUCGAUCUGGAGGCAUUGGAGAACCAUGAGUAUAUUAUCAAACCGGAGUUUGAUGAUAGCUUGAAGACUAUCAGGACGAAAUUGGAUAGUCUACAGAGGGAUUUAGGGAAAGAGCAUAGGAGUGUUAGUAAUGAUUUGGGACAGGAGAUGGAUAAGAAGUUGUUCUUGGAGAAUCAUAGGGUUCAUGGGUGGUGUUUCCGGCUUACAAGAAAUGAAGCUGGCUCUAUCCGGAAUAACCGCCAUUACAGAGAAAUCUCCACCCAAAAGAACGGCGUCUACUUCACCACCGACAAACUCUCGUCCCUCCGCCGCGAUUUCGACCAAUACACCCAAAACUACAACCGUACACAAACCGGUCUGGUCCAAGAGGUCGUCAACGUCGCAUCCUCUUACUGUCCCGUAUUCGAAAACCUCGCCGCCGUCCUCGCACACCUUGACGUUAUCGUCAGCUUCGCACAUGUAUCAGUCCACGCUCCAUCACCAUACGUCCGUCCUACAAUGCACCCUCGCGGGGAAGGUAACACAAUUCUCAAGGAAGCUCGACACCCUUGUAUGGAAAUGCAAGAUGAUAUUCAAUUCAUCACCAACGACGUGGAACUCAUUCGGGACUCCAGUGAAUUCCUAAUUAUCACGGGACCAAACAUGGGAGGUAAAUCGACGUAUAUCCGACAAAUCGGGGUGAUAGCGUUAAUGGCACAAGCCGGGUGUUUCGUACCAUGUUCCGAAGCGGAACUUACGAUAUUCGAUUGUAUACUUGCACGUGUGGGGGCGAGUGAUAGUCAACUUAAGGGUGUUAGUACCUUCAUGGCGGAGAUGUUGGAAACGGCAACGAUAUUGAAGAGUGCUACGAGGGAGAGUUUGAUUAUUAUUGAUGAGUUGGGGAGGGGGACGAGUACCUACGAUGGGUUUGGACUCGCGUGGGCUAUUAGCGAGUAUAUCGUAAAACAGAUCAAAUGUUUUGCGAUGUUUGCUACGCAUUUUCAUGAAUUGACGGCGUUGGUUGAGGAAUACCCUGUUGUUAAAAACCUACAUGUGGUGGCACACGUUGGAGAUAAAAACGGAAACGACGGGGAGAGGAAAAGGGAGGUUACUUUGUUGUAUAAAGUCUCCGAGGGGGUGUGUGAUCAAAGUUUUGGAAUUCACGUGGCGGAGUUGGUGAGGUUCCCGCAGAAGGUUGUGAAUAUGGCGAAGAGGAAAGCGGAUGAGUUGGAGGAUUUUAAGGGGAAGCAUGAUAGAGAUGCUAUGAAUGAUAGGUUUUCGAAGGAAGAAGUGGCGGAGGGGAGUAGAUUGUUGAAGGAGUUGUUGAUCGAAUGGAAGAAGAAGGUUGAAAGUAAUGGUGAAAAGAUGGAGGCGGCGGAGAUGACGAAGGUUAUGAAGGGACUUGUGGAAGGGGAAUGGAAGGAACGGUUGGAAGGGAAUGCGUGGGUUAUGCAGAGCGUUAGGACUUUGUAG